UGAAAUGUAGUUCUACUUCCUCCCUCCAAAUGGGCGUGGCUUUGACUGAACAGCAGAGGGGAGGUGGUCGUUAACGUAGGAGACGUACCGGAAAAAUCUGACAAAAUGGCUUCAUCAAGCGCAACAAAAUCCUUGGAGAAGGAUGACGACACAGAUAAACAGCCUCUGGGUAGAAGAAGAAACUCCAAAGGUGAAGGUCCAAACAUGUCCAUGACCAGGAUUGUGCUGGUGGGGAAGACAGGUGCUGGAAAAAGCUCUUCAGGAAACACCAUUCUGGGGAGGAAGGCUUUCAGAGAUGCCAAAUCUAGCAAAUCUGUGACACAAGAGUGUUCCAAGGAGACAGGAGAUGUGGCAGGGAGGCAGAUAAUGCUAGUGGACACCCCUGGAAUAUUUGACACUAACCGUCCUGACAGUGACUUGGAGACAGAGAUCAGUAAAUGUAUCAACAUGACGUCACCUGGUCCCCACGCCAUCGUAUUGGUCUUAGAUGUGGGCCCUUUCACAGAAGAGGAACAGAACGCGGUAAAGAAAAUCAGGGCGCUGUUUGGAGAAGAAGCUGAAAAGUAUACCAUGAUCCUCUUCACCCAUGGAGAUGAGUUGGAUGAUGGCGGCAUUGAGCUGUAUGUCAAUGAAGCUCAGGAAGAUCUCAAGACACUUAUGGACCAGUGCGGUGGAAGGUACCAUGUUUUUGACAACACAAAGAUGGAAAACAGGGGACAAGUUCUGGAUUUCCUGGAGAAAAUUGACCACAUGGUGAAAUUAAAUGGCCAAGACCACUACACCAACAAAAUGUACGAGGAGGUGGAGAGAAAGAUUUGUCACAAGAAGGAAGAGUUGAGGAAGCAGUAUGAAGAAGAACUGCGGAAGCUAACAAAGGACCAAGAAAGCAACUGCCUCCGAAUACCAGGGAAAAGUAAAGCGCUACGGGAAGAAAUUGAGGCGCUAAAGGAGUCACUGCAAGACAAAGAAAAAAACUUAAAGACUUGAAAUCUCUGGAGCAAAACAAGAUCCCGUGGAUCGUUGAACAUAUACUUUUAUGAGAUGAAGUUGAGGGCUGUGAGAGAGGAAGCAGAACAAAUACAAC
This is a messenger RNA of Salvelinus sp. IW2-2015, 1084 nucleotides long. Lineage: Eukaryota; Metazoa; Chordata; Actinopteri; Salmoniformes; Salmonidae. The record is from RefSeq and is a predicted model, not a curated record.